Messenger RNA from Naegleria fowleri, 504 nucleotides. RefSeq lists its product as uncharacterized. The transcript has a single exon. The record is from RefSeq and is a predicted model, not a curated record. NCBI's taxonomy places the organism in Eukaryota, Heterolobosea, Eutetramitea, Acrasida, Naegleriidae. The coding region runs from base 1 to 504 and encodes 167 amino acids.
AUGAAAUCAGAUCCCAAUCAAGUCUCCAUCACAGUGGCUGCCUCAAGCACUUCCAUGAACAAUGACUCGACACCUGCCGGAACUUCGAAUAUUUUCAAAUAUAGAGCUCAAGAAAAUAAUGAAUGGACUCCUGGUGCCAUUGUUUCUUGCAUCUUCUUUUAUGGUGGAUUUAUCUUUCCUCCUUUGUGGAUCAUUGGAUUCUUUUAUUUUAGGUCACAAAAUGAUCGAGAAUACUUUUGGGGAUCGAUGAAUGUCUCUGCUUGUUCCAUGUGUUCGUUUAUAAUUUAUGUGGUGGCUUGGUUGACUUUUGUGUUUUUCAUGUAUGUCACUAAUAACUCAAUUACUGUGAGACCUUAUUAUACGACUUUUAAGGGAGGAUAUUUAGAACCUGGAGAAUGGGUGGCUAUUUUAUAUGCAGUGGUGAUGGUGUCUAUUUUGGGAUAUGAAUUUGUGAAAUAUGUUGUGAAAUUUAUUCGUAGAAAAUGGAAGAAAAUUCGUCGUUAA